Lycium ferocissimum is the source of this 2244-nucleotide messenger RNA. RefSeq names its product exocyst complex component EXO70H1. Bases 81 to 2003 code for a protein of 640 amino acids. Gene Ontology annotation, biological process: exocytosis. The transcript has a single exon. Gene Ontology annotation, molecular function: phosphatidylinositol-4,5-bisphosphate binding. The record is from RefSeq and is a predicted model, not a curated record. Lineage: Eukaryota; Viridiplantae; Streptophyta; Magnoliopsida; Solanales; Solanaceae. Gene Ontology annotation, cellular component: exocyst.
ACACAACUAUUAUCCAUAGACCAAAUAUUCACAUUCUUUUGCUACAUUGUGUAAAAUUCAUCAAAAUAAUUCACACAAAAAUGGCAAUUCUUGACAUGUCUAAGAGAGAACCAUCAUCACCAUCGACUCCACGGAGAGCCAAGAAAAGCCUUUUUUCUUUCACCAAAACGAACUCGUCCCUCUCUUCCUUUUCCGGUCAUAUACCUCCUCAGAAACCUUCGCAGACAUUCUCCCAAUCAAUCAUGGAGGAAAACAUUGAUAAUGCCGAGACCAUUAUCAAAAAAUGGGAUCAUAAGGAAUCCCCGUCCGAGGAAUUCUCUUCACUUUUUCAACAAGACAGAAAAGAAGCCAGAGACUUCAUCCAAUGUGUCAAAGACUUAAAAAGAGCCAUGCACUUUCUUGUUACUGAGAAUUCAACUUGUAACAAACUUGUGCUAGCACAAAACUUGAUGCAAAUAGCCAUGAAAAGACUAGAGAAAGAAUUCUACCAAAUUUUGUCAACAAACAAGGACCAUUUAGAUCCCGAAUCAGUGUCUAAGUCUAGUCAAUCCUCUCACUUAACGCGGUCAACUUCAGUUGAUUUGCAAGAAGCAUGCGAAUCAACUGACUCCGGAGAUGAGAUUCAGGCUAUGUGCGAAUCAACUGACUCCGGAGAUGAGAUUCAGGCUAUGUCUGAUCUAAAAUUGAUCGCGGAUUGUAUGAUCGCCUCUGGCUAUGCAAAAGAGUGUUGGAAAAUCUACAAAAUUAUCAGAAAGUCAGUUGUAGACGAAGGGCUAUAUCGUCUUGGAAUUGAACCGCGUAGCUUAUCCCAAAUUAACGCGAUGAAACCAAAUGUUCUCGAGCAUCAAAUCAAAAAUUGGAUCGAUGUAGUAAAAGUCGCGAUAAAAACACUCUUCCACGGAGAGAGAUUUCUAUGCGAUUAUGUAUUUUCAACCUCCGAAACAAUCAGAGAAACAAGUUUUAGUGAUCUAGCUAAAGAAGGCGGAAUCAUUCUGUUUAAAUUUCCAGAGCUUAUUGCAAAAACCAAAAAAUCACCUGAAAGGAUUUUUGUUCUAAUGGAUUUACACGGAGCAAUCACGGAACUCUUACCCGAGAUCGAAUCAAUCUUUUCGUAUGAAUCGAUUAAAGCAGUCAAAAUUCAAGCCCAAGCCUCUCUUCACAAACUUAAAUCCUCAAUCCUAACAAUUCUCUCCGAUUUUGAGUUAUCAAUCCAGAAAAAUUCCUUAAAAACACCAGUUCCAGGUGGCAGAAUUCAUCCGUUAACCAAUUCUGUUAUGGAUUAUAUAGCUUCAUUGGCAAACUAUAGUGGAGUUCUCUCUGAUAUCAUACCUGACUCAGCCACAUCAGCGCAAUCCUCAUUUCCUGAAACUUACGAGACGCCAAAAAGUUCAGCAGUAUCUGCUAGACUUGCUUGGAUCGUCCUCGUUCUUCUUUGCAAACUCGAUACCAGAGCUGAGCUGUACAACGAUAUCGCCUUAUCGUAUCUCUUCUUAGCUAAUAAUAUCCAAUUCGUAGUCGAGAGGGUUUGUGUAAGUGCCCUGAAGUGCAUUUUAGGAGAUGAAUGGAUAUUGAACCUGGAGAGAAAGGUAAAGUUGUAUUCAACAAAAUACGAAAAUGUGGCUUGGAAUAAGGUGUUUUUGUGCCUGCCUGAAAGUUUGGAUCCCUCGUUGCCACCCGAUACGAUAAAGGGACAUUUCAGACGAUUCAAUGAAUCGUUUGAAGAAUCGUAUCGGAGACAGAAAUCUUGGGUGGUUCCUGAUGGGAAACUACGAGACGAAAUCAAAGUGUCGAUUGCAAGAAAAUUGGUGCCUGCUUAUAGGGAUUUUUAUGAUUACUAUAUGGUAGCGUUGAGUGGGCAAAACAAUUUGGAGGUUUUAGUGAGAUUUUCACCUGAUAAUAUAGGGAAUUGCUUGUCUGAUCUGUUUCAUGAAAAUGUGAGGUCAGGGAGUUUAUUGUCAUCAACAUCAUUGCCAAACUCUUGUGUUUGGCAAUGUAUUUCUUAAUUGUUCGUGAUCAUUGACAAGAUCUGGACAUAACUGUUUUCUUGAAUAAUGUAUACCAAAUACUACCAAGUUUUUGAUUUCAAUAUUAAACUUCUCUCCCUGAAAAUGGUUACGCACCAGUAACGUUCCUCCAUACCCCUAAGUGCACACAUUUAGGAGUAGAACACUUUAACUAUAAGUAGUAGAGCCAACCUUGACUAUUUUACCGAAUACCUGCUACAUCCUAUCAAUACAGAUGCCA